UCAUUUGUUUGGGUUUCUGUUUACAAAACCUCGCAAGGACGCACAAUGGACCUGAUCAAGGAGAUUAAUGACAAAUACCUGGCCCUUGAGGCGGAGAUCGAUCAGAAAUUAGAAAAAGUGCAAGCUGAGGAGCUAAAACUGGAACGCCAGAACGAAAAGCUAGUCGAAACUUCAAUUUACACUCCUGCUCCCAGGGUUUUGUCCUAUGAAGAGGCUCUAUUGAGAAAUACCAACACCUUGAAGGCGUUGGAAAUAGCAAAAGCCCGCCUGAGAUCCCGUUCCACGUAUUCCCCCGUAGAGAAACUUUUGCAACAAGCCCUCCAUAACUACAAAAAGGAACUGGAGAGCCUGCAUGAGGUCAAGGAUAAGACCAAUCACCCAGAGAGCCCGGAAGAGGAGGAGGAUAACCUGUACGAUCUGGUCAUGCAGAAUGUUAUCGAGGCCAAAAAGCAACAUACCGAUCUAUAGGAUCUUUCCCUGGAACUCGAGCAGUGGGUACGGCUCUAUAUGAUGUCGAUGUAUAUAUUGUUCACAAGCGAGACAAUGUCAAGCUGAAUAAA
This is a messenger RNA of Drosophila eugracilis, 560 nucleotides long. RefSeq lists its product as uncharacterized. Lineage: Eukaryota; Metazoa; Arthropoda; Insecta; Diptera; Drosophilidae. Bases 46 to 468 code for a protein of 140 amino acids. The record is from RefSeq and is a predicted model, not a curated record. The transcript has 3 exons.